AUGAUCUAUAGAAAACACAAUGGAAGCUCAAAUAUUCUCAAGUUAUGCUUAUACGUAGAUGAUAUCAUCUACAUGGGUAAUUCCAGUGAGAUGCUGAAACAGUUCAAGGAAAACAUGAUGAAAAUGUUUGAAAUGUUUGACUUGGGAUAUCUAAAAUAUUUUCUUGGAUUGGAUAUAGUUCAAGGUGAUGAGUCUAUUUUUUCACAACGAAAGUAUGCCGAAGACUUUCUAAACAAAGCCGGUAUGUUGCACUGCAAUCCGAUCUUUACUCCACUAAAAUUAAAUGAAAAAUUACAUCUUCAGGACAGCUCUGGGAAGACAGAUCCAAAUAAAUACAGAAUGCUAGUGGGAAGUUUGUUAUAUGUAACUCAGACCUGGCCGGAUAUAACACACGUUGUUGGAGUAGUUGCAAAAUACAUGCAAGCACCGUCUAUGCAUCACUAUAGGGCAGUGAAGAGGAUCCUGCGCUAUGUGAAAGGAAUGAUGGAAUUUGGUUCUGAUGCAGUAGCUUGGUGUUCUAAGAAGAAGCAAAUAACCACACUGUUAAGCACUAAAGCAAAGUACAUGUCGGUCACUUCGGCAGCAUGUGAGGCUGUUUGGCUGCGAUGA
Dioscorea cayenensis subsp. rotundata (Guinea yam) is the source of this 609-nucleotide messenger RNA. RefSeq lists its product as uncharacterized. The record is from RefSeq and is a predicted model, not a curated record. NCBI's taxonomy places the organism in Eukaryota, Viridiplantae, Streptophyta, Magnoliopsida, Dioscoreales, Dioscoreaceae. The coding region runs from base 1 to 609 and encodes 202 amino acids. The transcript is spliced from 2 exons.